Molecule: messenger RNA, 2902 nt
Organism: Sander lucioperca (pikeperch)
Lineage: Eukaryota; Metazoa; Chordata; Actinopteri; Perciformes; Percidae
Gene: irf9
Product: interferon regulatory factor 9
Exons: 10
Coding region: 122-1447 (441 amino acids)
Biological process (GO): immune system process; regulation of transcription by RNA polymerase II
Cellular component (GO): nucleus
Molecular function (GO): DNA-binding transcription factor activity, RNA polymerase II-specific; RNA polymerase II cis-regulatory region sequence-specific DNA binding; protein binding
Source: RefSeq, a predicted model, not a curated record
GAAAAGGAGCGUCUCUGCUGGAGGCAGCGAGGGCAGCGGAGGCAGCGGAGGCAGCCCGCACCGCAGACACUCACAGUCCGGAGACACCGCGGAGGAAACGCAACUGAGUCUUCAAAGAGUCAUGGUAGCUGGGAGAAUGCGCUCCACCCGCAGACUGCGCUCCUGGAUCGUCGAACAGGUCAGCAGUGGGAAGUACCCGGGGCUGGUGUGGGACGACGAGGCCAAAACAAUGUUCCGCAUCCCUUGGAAACACGCCGGGAAACAGGACUUCCGGAAGGACGAGGACGCUGCCAUCUUCAAGGCGUGGGCGGAGUUCAAAGGCAAGCUGACAGACGGGGGUCAGGACAACCCGGCGUCCUGGAAGACCCGGCUGCGCUGCGCCCUGAACAAGAGUCCGGAGUUCAGUGAGGAGAUGGAGCGAGCCCAGCUGGACAUCUCUGAGCCGUACAAGGUCUACCGCCUGGUCCCCAUCAACGAGCAGGGUGUGGUGGUUCCUGAAAAGAAAUGCAGAGUAAAAGCCACCAAGAGGCCGAAAAGGAGGAGGAGCACCGACUCUGAGAGCAGCGACGACAGUCAGGUCAAGCAGAUAAAGACGGAGGAGGCCACCUCACAGCUGUGUGUUGAAGACAUCGUGCUGUGGAGUGACAUCCCCGUCCAGACAGAAGAACCCGCUCAGCACGCCGCCACCAUACAGAGAGACGUAGUCAAUGAGAUCAGGUUGGACGUGCGGAUCGAGGAGAGCGUUCCUGCUCCAGCAGGAGUCCAGGACUCGUUCAACGUGGUGAUUCAUUAUUUAGGACAGGAGGUUCUCAAACGCCAAAUCCAGAGCAAUGACGUCAGGAUAAUGUACUCGCCUCCCUCUCCCGUUCCCCCGACGCCGGCCGCCCUGAAGGGCGGGUUUCCACGCAUCCCGCUGCCGGAGCCGCCCUCCACGCUGCCGGCCGUCCCGGAGCUGCAGGCCCUGUUCACCCUGCUGCCCUUCAUGGAGAAAGGGGUGGUGCUGACCGCCACGCCGCGGGGAGUCUACGGAAAACGGUUCUGCCAGGGGCGGGUCUUCUGGACGGGGCCGCACACGACCACGGGGCUGCACAAGAUGGAGAGAAACACGGAGCCGGUCAUGCUCUUCAGUAAAGACUGCUUCAAGCAACAACUGGACCACUUCCGUCUAAACGGCGGCGAGCCUCCUCAGUGCGGCGUCACGCUGUGUUUUGGAGAAGAGCUGAGUCACACUGAAGACCCGUCUGGAAAACUCAUCAUAGUUCAGGUAAAUAUCACGUUCCCGUGGGCAGAACAGCAGGUCCAGAAUGUCCAGAACGUCCAGUCCGUCUUCGACUCCAUCAGCUCCCUCUACACGCUGGCCAGUCAGUCUCCACAGGGAGAAAUCACUCUGAACCUGAUCGCCAUGCCUUCGCCGGACUCGGAGGCCAUCACUUGUGGGAGCGUCUGAGCACUUUGUCCGGCGUGAAGGGGGAGUUUUCAUUCCAAAAUAGAAGACAACCCAGUCGCUCACAAAAUAAAAGCAGAGGGCUCACCAUGGUUAUCACCUUAAAUGCAUCCUCUAAAAUGUGUCUGAAUCCUCCCGGAGAGAUUUCCGAUACCAAAAUAAAAGCAUAGAUUUCUGAUACCAAAAUAAAAGCAUCUAAUGCGUUUUUUUUAGAAUCACCCAGCCCUAACAGAUAGCACAAAACAAAUCUUAUAGCACUUACCAAAACUCAAAUAGAAAACGUCAAUACUGGACUCAUUUUUCUUUUCCCUGAAAAUGGAUAUUGAACAUUCUUGGGAUGGACUUUGGCCCCUCGCGUCCUCGUAGAGAUUAGCUGGUGAACUGGAAGCACUACAUGUUAAACCAACACUGAGAAGUCGUCUUCACCGCUGCAACGAUUAGUCGAUCGACAGAAUUAAUCUGGAAAACAUUUUUAAAAAACGAUUUCUGUCAAUCGUUUUAACACUCUCUGGUAUCAGCUUCUCAAAUGUGACCCUCUGCAUUUUUUCUUUGUCACAUAUGACGGUAACUUUCUCAAGGUUUUUCGACUGUUUAGUGAUGAUAGUUUUACUAUUUUUUACAUUUCAAUAGACCGAACAGUUAAUCCAGACAAUAAUCCAUAGUUGCAGUUCUAGUUGUCUCGUUUCCUCUGGGUUAUCUGGAAAAUAUUGAAAAUGUGAUGUUAACUCUGAUCAUGGCUGCACGGCUGUCUUUCCUCUAAGCCAGUGGUUCCCAACCUGUGGUUCUGGACCCUCAGAAAGUUACCUCCGAGGGGUCAAGAGACCUUAGACAUUACGUUCCCAUACAUCGAAACAGCAUUGACGAUUUACGUUCGCAGGAGAAACUUAUUUUCUCCCCGGUUACAUCUGUUUUUGAAGUAUUACAAAAAUGAAUGACAAAGUCCUCGAGGUCGAGGUAGAUGGAUGGAUGGAUGGAUGGAUGGAUGGAUGGGUUAUAAAAACAAGUCUGUGUUUUUAUAACCCAUCCACCCAUCCAUCCAUCCACUCGACUUCCAGGACUUUGAUUAGAAACAUUUUUGUAAUACUUCAAAAACAAAUGUAACGUGGGGAGAAAAUACGUUUCUCCUGCAAACGUAUAUCGACAAUGUUGUUUUCUGUGUGAAACCAAAAACAGUAUUUACCAAGCGUACCUAUUCUUUUUUUGUUAUGUAACAAAUGUACUUAUUUAACCCAAACCAGGAUCUUCUCCUCAACCAAACCAAGUCGUUUUUUGUAUCAAUUCACAACUAAACAAGCAGUUUAGUUUGCAUAGGAACGUCAUUUUGUAGGAGACAGGGUUUCAAGAGGAGAUUACCAGGAAAAGAAAGCAGAAAAGCACACGUCGGCUUCCCAAUAUUAACUCAUCUUUGCUGGGGUUUUUUCUUGGAAAAUUAUUGGAUAAUUUUAGGGGUUUUAUUUA